Ustilaginoidea virens is the source of this 1140-nucleotide messenger RNA. RefSeq lists its product as uncharacterized. The transcript has a single exon. The record is from RefSeq and is a predicted model, not a curated record. Bases 1 to 1140 code for a protein of 379 amino acids. NCBI's taxonomy places the organism in Eukaryota, Fungi, Ascomycota, Sordariomycetes, Hypocreales, Clavicipitaceae.
AUGCACGGCGAGGCCAGCCCGGCCAGGGCGAGGUCGCGCAAGGCGCACAAGAGGAAGCGAAACGCGGAGCGGCACAGAGGGCCGGUCGAGCCGUCGCCACACGUUGCCAAAAGGGCGCGCCAAGGGCAGCCGUCAUCGGGAGAGUGCGAGGGGGGCCGAGAGGUCGUCGACGACCCCAGCCGAAGCAACGAUGUGCCUGGACCAUCUGCGCCUGCGAGGAUCCGGCUAAAGGUCGCUUCGAACCGGUCCCAGGCCGUUCCGGCGGGCGGCAACGCCUCUGGCGCCGUGCAGACGCUGGACUCGACCGGCAAGCAGGGGGGGACGGCUGGAGGAGGAUCCUCAGACGCCAGCGCGAGGCGAAGAACCCCCCCGGGAGGAAGCGGUCGUCGCUCUAGCUCGGGCGGUCCCCCCGACAGACGGCAAGAAACGACGCCCCCGAAAGACGAUCCGCCAGCCUCAAAGGACAGCCAAGACGGCGCUGAUGGCUCCUCCGAUGAUGACGCCUCGAGCGGAGCGUCGCCCUCGGCAGUUGUCGACCCGGCCGCCGGGGGCGCACGCCCGUCCCAGACGGCCGACCUCGAGCGCGACAUUGCCAAAGUCAUGCGGCUCGUCGCAAGGACCGCCGACUCGUACUGGCGGCACAAGGGAGCCCUCGCGGGCUGGCUUGCCCGCGAGCACCAACGGGCCACCAUGCGCCGCACCGCCCAAGGCGCCUCCUCCUCCUCCUCCUCCUCCUCCUACAGCCGCCUCGCCCCGGCGCGCAGGCUCGAGAGCAUCCUCCCCCACAUCCAGGAGCGGGCCGCCGCCGCCGUGCCCGCCAACUGGCCAAAGUACCUGGCCGAGCUGCGGCGGUUCUGCGAAUCCCCCCGCAUCCGCGGCAUGGACUACGAGCAGCGGCUCAUGCGCGUCGUCGACAUUGUGCUGCUGCCCGAAGAGGCGGACGCCGUGGCGGGCGGCGAGUGGAGCAGGCUGCUGCGGGUGGUCGGGCUGUGCUCCGUGAUAGCGGAUGCGGUGGGCCCGGACGACGAGGUCCUGGACGACGAGGCCAAGAACCGCUGGAUCGCGGGCAAGAAGACGGACAUUGCGUGCCUGAGGCGCCUGAUGGGCUCCAUGGCGCGGGUGGCCGACCUGGGCUUGUAG